This is a messenger RNA of Suricata suricatta (meerkat), 1127 nucleotides long. RefSeq names its product dual specificity phosphatase 18 (gene DUSP18). Lineage: Eukaryota; Metazoa; Chordata; Mammalia; Carnivora; Herpestidae. The transcript has 2 exons. Gene Ontology annotation, biological process: protein dephosphorylation. The coding region runs from base 411 to 977 and encodes 188 amino acids. Gene Ontology annotation, molecular function: MAP kinase tyrosine/serine/threonine phosphatase activity. The record is from RefSeq and is a predicted model, not a curated record.
CUCGGUGCGUUGCCUUGGAGACGAGCUGGGCAAAACUAAACCCGCUACGGGGAACGGAGCUGACACUACCUCUCCGCUAAAACCGAUAUGGCCCCGGCGUGAUCGCGGGGCGACUAACCUGGAGAGGAUGGGAGGAGCAGCUCCAGAGAGCGAAGAGGAGGCCGGGGUUUCUUCGAAAACCCGACCCUGAGGAUCUCUCUACGCGAGGAAGGACCAUUGCUAUGGAAACCAGAGCGUGUGGAUCCCGGAUAGUGACCGGUCUUCUUUCUCCCCAAGACCCUCGCCCACAUCGGGCGAGGUUGCUUUUUGAACGAACCUGCUCUCCUGCCCACGAGAGAGAGUUUCCCACGGCACAGCCUAGCAGAAAGAUGCAGCCUUUGUGCCUCCUUGGACGCUGACCCACUAGCCUGAUGACAGCGCCCCCGUGUACCUUUCUGGUUCAGUUCCGGCAGCCCUCGGUCAGCGGCCUCUCACAGAUCACCAGCAGCCUAUAUAUCAGCAAUGCGGUGGCUGCCAACAACAAGCUCCUGCUCUCCAGCAACCAGAUCACCACGGUCAUCAACGUCUCAGUAGAGGUGGUGAACACUUUAUACGAGGACAUCCAGUAUGUACAGGUGCCUGUGGCUGACACACCCAUCGCACGUCUCUGUGACUUCUUUGACCCCAUUGCUGACCACAUCCACAGCGUGGAGUUGAGGCAGGGCCGCACACUGCUGCACUGCGCUGCUGGCGUGAGCCGCUCAGCUGCCCUCUGCCUUGCCUACCUCAUGAAGUACCAUGCCAUGUCCCUGCUGGAUGCCCACACAUGGACCAAGUCAUGCCGGCCCAUCAUCCGGCCCAACAGUGGCUUUUGGGAGCAGCUCAUCCACUAUGAGUUUCAGCUGUUUGGCAAGAACACCGUGCACAUGGUCAGCUCCCCAAUGGGAGUGAUCCCUGACAUCUACGAGAAGGAAGUCCGUUUGAUGAUUCCACUGUGAGCCGUCUCACCAGCCCCUAUGCUCAGGUCAGAGGUGCAGAUCUGCUGUUGACCGAGAUCUUAAUUUAAACAUCUUGUUGUCGAUACACAAAAAACACAUGAUGCCUUUUAUAAGGGCCAGAAAAUAAAGGAAAGGUGCUGUAGCUUUUAA